Molecule: messenger RNA, 798 nt
Organism: Sclerotinia borealis F-4128
Lineage: Eukaryota; Fungi; Ascomycota; Leotiomycetes; Helotiales; Sclerotiniaceae
Source: the annotation of a GenBank genome assembly
AUGUCUCCCACUGGAGUCGUCUUUCGAAAACAAGUCGACACUCUUCUCGAUGAGUUGUCAAACUGUAUCGGAUUUUGUCAUCAAAUCAGACAGACUCGCCGACUAGGUUCCAAGCAUGAUAAUUUCGAUAAUCUUCUGGCACAUCUACUCACUUCCCAUGCCGCCCUUUCUACAAAAUACGAUACACUACAGCAAUGUUUUGGAUACAAGAUGGAUAUUGGUGAUGAAGAUUCCGUGGGACUCAUGAGCAAAUGUCUUCGGGCGGUAUCCUCUGAUAUAAAAACAAAACUAUACGAGAUCGCCAACAAGCCCACACAAACCACUGGUCCCAAACAGCUUCCCGGCUUCAGUGCUCUCCUUCAGCACUGGAAACUCAUCGAGGCAGACGCUUCCAACUCUAUAAUCGGUCUCGCACAACGUCUAGUUAUCACACCACCUGCAUCGACUCCUGUUCCAACCCCUAUCCCGUCGCCGAAACUAGAACCACAAGUUGUAUCAGAUCAACAUGUUGUUUCUACAGAGAGCCUCGACUUCAUGAUUGGACAUAUGCAUAAUUCCUGGACGGAAAAAUGGAGCAAUGAACAAAUUAUCUAUGUCAAUUUUUACGAUGAGAAGAUCACAGCGUUUGAGAAGCCUGAUGCAUUCAUCAAGGCAGUUCCCGCUUCUUACAGACCUACGAGAAAAGAAACGUUAGUGGGAUCAGUACCGAUGAACGAGGAUUUGAAUGAAAGGGAAAGAAAUGGUUAUGCAUAUGGAGUGUCAAAUGGGCCACAAAGAGAAAAGUUCUGGGCGCCAUAA